Molecule: messenger RNA, 4779 nt
Organism: Alternaria arborescens
Lineage: Eukaryota; Fungi; Ascomycota; Dothideomycetes; Pleosporales; Pleosporaceae
Product: Pentafunctional AROM polypeptide
Exons: 2
Coding region: 1-4779 (1592 amino acids)
Biological process (GO): aromatic amino acid biosynthetic process; chorismate biosynthetic process
Cellular component (GO): cytoplasm
Molecular function (GO): 3-phosphoshikimate 1-carboxyvinyltransferase activity; shikimate kinase activity; shikimate 3-dehydrogenase (NADP+) activity
Source: RefSeq, a predicted model, not a curated record
AUGGCAGGCGUCAAUGGAGCGCAAGGUGAGCCCACCAAGGUCACCAUCCUGGGCAAAGACUCGAUAGUCGUCGAUUACGGCAUCUGGCAGAACUACAUCGCCCAGGAUCUGCUUACCAACAUUCCCUCGUCGACGUACGUCCUCAUCACCGACACCAACAUCGGCCCUCUCUAUACGCCCGUCUUCGAGCGCGCCUUCGCGUCGGCCGCGUCCUCACUCUCCUCGUCGCCGCGUCUGCUCACGUACCAAAUAUCCCCCGGCGAGACUUCCAAGUCGCGGAAUACAAAGGCGGCAGUAGAAGACUGGCUGCUGUCGCAAGGAUGUGUGCGCGACACUGUCAUAAUAGCCCUCGGCGGAGGCGUCAUUGGGGAUAUGAUAGGCUAUGUCGCGGCAACGUACAUGCGCGGCAUCAAGUUUGUCAAUGUACCCACGACAUUGCUGGCCAUGGUCGAUUCGAGCAUCGGCGGAAAGACAGCCAUUGACGUGCCUGCGGGCAAGAACUUGGUCGGCGCCUUUUGGCAGCCGGAGAGGAUUUACAUCGAUCUGCAGUUCCUCGAGUCGCUGCCCAAGAGGGAGGUCAUCAAUGGCAUGGCAGAGGUGGUCAAGACGGCGGCAAUCUGGAAUGAGGAGGAAUUUACAACACUCGAGGGCAACGCCGAUGCCAUUCUGGCUGCCAUCGACCAGAAGCCCGUCAAUGGCCGCAGGAACUUUGACAACAUUGCCACGAUACUGAAGCGCAUAGUGCUUGGAUCUGUACGCGUCAAGGCUGAAGUCGUCUCCGCCGACGAACGCGAAGGCGGACUGCGCAAUCUGCUAAACUUCGGACACUCGAUCGGUCACGCUUACGAAGCCAUCCUUACACCCCAGAUCCUCCACGGAGAAUGCGUCGCGAUAGGCAUGGUAAAGGAGGCCGAGUUGGCCAGAUACCUGGGCGUACUAGACCCCUCUGCAGUCGCGCGCUUGACAAAGUGCAUUGCGAGCUACGGACUGCCUACAUCGCUCUCAGACAAGACCGUGCGGAAACGGUCGGCCAACAAGCAUUGCCCCGUAGACGAGCUCAUCAAAAUCAUGGCUGUAGACAAAAAGAACGCAGGCAAGACCAAGAAGAUUGUGCUUUUGUCGGGAAUUGGCAGGACGUACGAGAAGAAGGCUAGCUCGGUUGAGGAUCGCGACAUCAAGAUUGCUCUAUCACCGAGCAUCUCCGUACAUCCUGGCAUUCCCUCCGACCUGAAUGUGACAUGUAGGCCUCCCGGGUCGAAGAGUAUCUCGAAUCGCGUACUGGUACUUGCCGCGCUCGGAACUGGCUCAUGUCGCAUCACCAACCUACUGCACUCGGAUGACACACAAGUCAUGCUGGACGCAUUGGCAAAGAUGCAGGGUGCCAGCUUCGCAUGGGAGAACGAUGGCAAGGAGCUAGUAGUUACAGGCAACGGCGGCAACCUCAAGGCCUCAAGUAACGAGCUUUACCUUGGUAAUGCUGGUACUGCCGCACGUUUUCUGACUUCCGUAACCGCGCUCUGCCAGCCUGUCGAAGGUGUCACAUCCACAGUUGUCACUGGUAACGCGCGCAUGAAGGAACGACCCAUUGGUCCGCUCGUCAAGUCUCUCCGCACCAUGGGCGUGGAGAUUGACUACCAAGAGAACGAAGGUAGUCUUCCGCUACGUAUCUCAGCAUGUGGUGGCUUCGGUGCCGAUUCCUUCACAGGAGAGAUUGAACUCACUGCCAACGUAUCGUCACAAUACGUAUCAUCCAUCCUCUUGAGCGCACCAUACUCCAAGAAGCCAGUAACGCUGCGCUUAGUCGGCGGCAAGGUCAUCUCUCAACCGUACAUUGACAUGACCAUUGCCAUGAUGGCUUCCUUUGGUGUGCAGGUCGAGAGGUCUGAGAAUGAUCCCAACACCUACCACAUUCCCAACAAACCAUACACCAACCCCUCUGAAUAUGAGGUGGAAAGCGAUGCUAGCUCCGCUACCUACCCUCUUGCUAUCGCAGCUAUCACAGGUACGACAUGCACGGUGCCAAACAUCGGCUCUGGCUCUCUGCAAGGUGAUGCGCGAUUCGCUGUCGAGGUCCUCAAGCCUAUGGGUUGCAAGGUGGAACAGUCCAAGACUUCCACAACCGUCACGGGUCCGCCUCGUGGUGAGUUGAAGGCCGUCAAGGAAAUCGACAUGGAACCGAUGACGGAUGCUUUCCUGACAGCAUCAGUACUAGCAGCUGUGGCAUCAUCAAAUGGCAGCACGACCACCACUCGCAUCUAUGGCAUUGCUAACCAACGUGUCAAAGAGUGCAACCGAAUUCAAGCCAUGGAAGAUGAGCUCGCCAAAUUCGGUGUCACCUGCAGGCAGUUUGAUGAUGGUAUUGAAGUUGAUGGAAAGGCUUAUGAGCUCGAAGCUCCCAAAGCUGGUAUCCACUGCUAUGAUGAUCAUCGUGUCGCCAUGAGUUUCGCUGUACUAUCAUUGGUAGCACCAGCACCUGUUCUCAUCCUUGAGAAGGAAUGUACUGGCAAGACAUGGCCUGGAUACUGGGACUCUUUGCAUCAGAUCUUCAAGACCGAGCUCUCGGGUGUAGAGCUGCCGCCGCGACCAAACGCACACAAGGCUGCAUCAAGAACUGAACAAAAGUCUAUCUUUAUCAUCGGCAUGCGCGGCGCCGGAAAGACAACCGCUGGUGGUUGGGCAGCACGCGCGCUCAACCGCCCGUUCAUUGAUCUGGACACCGCACUCGAGGAACAUGUUGGCAUGACCAUACCUGAACUGAUCAAGGCACAGGGUUGGGAAGGCUUCCGAAGCGAGGAACUGAAGAUGCUGGCGCAGACUGUCAAAGAGAAGCCCAACGGACACGUCUUUGCCUGUGGCGGUGGAAUUGUCGAGACACCAGAGGCUCGGAAAAUCCUCUUAGACUAUCAGAAGAGUGGCGGCAUCGUGCUACUUGUCACACGAGACAUCGAUGCAGUAGUCGCCUUCCUACAGAUCGAUAAGACACGCCCAGCAUAUGUAGACGAUAUCAUGGGUGUGUGGCUGCGAAGGAAGGACUGGUACACAGAGUGUAGCAACUACCGCUUCCACAGUCAGGUCGCGGGAUCUCGCGGGCUUGCUCAGACACAAGGAGAGAUUGCUCGUUUCCUGAACACCAUUACCGGUAAGGCUACCACCUUGAAGGCGCUCAGGAAGAAGAAGCACUCUUUCUUCGUUUGCUUAUCUGCGCCCCGGCUUGAGUCUUACAUCAAGACGCUGCCAGAAAUAGUUGUCGGAUCCGAUGCUGUGGAGCUUAGGGUCGACUUGUUAGAGGACCCUGAAGGUCAAGAAGGCCUGCCCACACCAGAGUUCGUUAUUGAACAGUUGACGAUACUAAGGACUGUCACAUCCAUACCCGUCAUAUUCACAUUGCGCACAAAAGCUCAAGGCGGCAGAUUCCCAGAUCAGGCGUACGACGAAGCUCUUGUACUGUACCGGACAGCAUUACGACUUGGCUGUGAGUUUGUGGAUCUGGAGAUGACUAUGCCCGAAGAUAUCCUGCGCGAGGUGUCGGAGACCCGCGGAUUCUCGGAAAUCAUCGCUAGUCACCACGACCCUAAAGGCGAACUCAACUGGACAAAUGGCUCGUGGAUGCAGUACUACAACCGUGCGCUGCAGUACGGUACUGUCAUCAAACUUGUUGGCGUCGCUAGCUCCCUUCAGGACAACUUUGCGCUUGCGGAUUUCAAGAGUUGGGCAAACACUGCGCAUCCCGUUCCUCUAAUCGCCAUCAAUAUGGGUGAGCAUGGAAAGCUGAGCAGAAUACUCAACGGCUUUAUGACGCCUGUCUCGCAUCCACUCCUACCCUCUGCUGCCGCCCCAGGUCAGCUAUCAGCAGCGGACAUUCGCCGCGGUUUAUCUUUGAUGGCGGAAAUUCCGACAAAGAAGUUCUUCAUCCUCGGUUCACCGAUUGCGCAAAGUCCCAGCCCACGUCUACACAACAGACUGUUCCGCGAGACCGGACUCCCACACAUCUACGGUCGUCACGAGACUACUGAUGCAAGCUCCAUUCAAGACCUCAUCCGCUCGCCAGAUUUUGGUGGUGGAAGUGUCACGAUUCCUUUGAAGCAGGAUAUCGUACCCCAUCUCGAUGGCCUGGGCCCAGAAGUCGAAGCAAUCGGUGCUCUCAAUACCAUCGUCCCUGAGAUCUCAGUCGACGAAACCACUGGUGAAGAGGUCACCCGCCUCAUCGGUCGCAACACCGACUACCUAGGCAUGAUACUCAUCCUGCGUAACGCAGGUGCCCUGGGCGUCGGUUCCGCCCUUGUUAUCGGAGGCGGUGGCACAAGUCGCGCUGCCAUCUACGCACUCAAGGAAAUGGGCUACGGACCAAUCUACCUCCUCGGCCGCAAUCCCUCGAAGAUGGAGAAUUUGAAGAACGCUUUCCCCGCUGAAUACAACUUACACGUGAUCAGCUCACCGGAAGAAGUCGAAUCCAUGGAAAGCACGCCACAAGUCGCCAUCGGAACUAUUCCUGCUGACCAACCCAUUGACGCUGCUAUCCGCGAAACACUCUGCACAUUGUUUGAGAAGGGUAAGGCGAGUGUCAAGGAUGUUGAACCGGGUCCAGAGAGGAUUUUGCUGGAGAUGGCAUACAAACCGCCUGUCACAGCAUUGAUUCAGCUUGCGAUGGAUAAUGGGUGGAAGACAGUGAAUGGGUUGGAGGUGCUUGUUGGACAGGGCGUGCAUCAGUUUGAGUACUGGACUGGUGUCAAGCCGCUUUAUGGAGUUGCUAGGGAUGCUGUAAUCAACCAGACGGACUGA